UUGUAAUUUAAGCGCAAAUUGAUGACGGGAAAAGCGCCUCAUUCCGUCUUUGCCGUAGGUGUUAAACGAUGUGACAGCCUUCUGCUGGUCUUGAAACGCCACAUUUAAAACAGGCUGUUAAUCAGCAGUUGUCUAUACAAGCAGACACUGUAAUGACUUUGUCAGUGGCAGUAACAGAGCGCAGCGCCGGAGCGGCACAUUGUCAAGUUACUUUCGCGCAACUCGGAUUAUCGAUCGCUUUGAUUUGCUCCGACGCCUAAAAAAAGAUCUGAUUUCUUUGCGUCAUUUUGGUGGCUAUCCACAGAGUCUCCAUCGAAAAAUAAAGUACCGUGAUGGUGAAUAACCGUGUGGAGUCGUCAGCUGUGGCUGUAACAGGUGGAGGAGGAGGUGGAGGUGGAGCAGGCCGAUCUUGUGCCGGCUGUGGUGGCCGCAUCUCUGACCGCUUCCUGCUCUUCUCCAUGGAGCGCUAUUGGCACACGCGCUGCCUGAAGUGCUCAUGCUGCCAGGCACAGCUGGGUGAGAUCGGCACCACCUGCUAUAGCAAAGGGGGCAUGAUUCUCUGCAGGAACGACUACAUCAGGUUGUUUGGACACAGUGGGGCUUGCAGUGCAUGCGGUCAGUCGAUUCCAGCCAGUGAGAUGGUGAUGAGGGCACAGGGCAAUGUCUAUCACCUGAAGUGUUUCACGUGUGCUACAUGUCGGAAUCGCCUGGUGCCCGGGGACAGAUUCCACUAUGUUAAUGGCACCAUCUUUUGUGAGCAUGACCGGCCUGGAGGAGGCAUGCUCAGCAGUCACCUGGCUCCACUGCAGAGCAGCACGCUUCUUCCUGACCAGAAGGUAUGCUAAAGGGACAAGGACUGAACACAACGCAGCACAGCGUGCCUUCUGUUUUGUCCUCUUUUUUCUCUUCAUCUUUUCUCCCUCUUCUUCAUCUUUACCUUCAUUAUGCGGAUGAACACACCUUAACGGACUCUUAAAACGGGGUUUUGCUUGAAAACAGAAGUUCAUGUUUUCGAACAAAUUUCUCUGAAGCUUGAAGAGCUUCCUCCUUCAUGUUCAGGGUAAGAUGAGUGAGCAGAGAAGUUUAAAGUUACUGUUAAUGUUGGCUCUGGGAUGGUAUUAACUGAACCCUGCUGAUAAGCCCUAAACACAGAGGAUGAGGACAGGAGUCCUACAAUUCCCAUUCUUUUUUCAAGACUUUUUAAUGACACCAUGGAUGUUACGUGAAACUUUCCUGAAAGUGGAGUGCGGUGAAUGCUGUUACUUCUAAUGGAUAAUACUGAUUGUUCUUCCUUCAAACACAGAGACAAGACAUUUUUAGGGUUUGUGCGCGGUAAAAACAUAAAUUGCGUAACUUAUGAUUGUGUGCGUUUUGUACUGCUGGUGUUUGCCUGUUUCACGGAGGAGUUGACAGGAGUUCAUGUUUCUGUUAGCCUGAUAUUCUGAUGUCCUUUUUGGGAAACAAGGAGAAUAGAAUACAAAUGUGUAUAUAUUCUUGUCUUUUACCAUUGUAUUGUGUGCUCAGCAGCUGCAUUUUGUGUUUCUGAGCAAAAGUGCAUUUAAAAUGAUAUAUCUGUAAAGAUACAAAAAGUACUUAUUAAAUAACUAUAACCAAA
Tachysurus vachellii is the source of this 1615-nucleotide messenger RNA. It is a transcript of the gene lmo4la, whose product is annotated as LIM domain only 4a. The record is from RefSeq and is a predicted model, not a curated record. Bases 333 to 845 code for a protein of 170 amino acids. NCBI's taxonomy places the organism in Eukaryota, Metazoa, Chordata, Actinopteri, Siluriformes, Bagridae. The transcript has 5 exons.